Messenger RNA from Penicillium egyptiacum, 1068 nucleotides. Lineage: Eukaryota; Fungi; Ascomycota; Eurotiomycetes; Eurotiales; Aspergillaceae. The record is from the annotation of a GenBank genome assembly.
AUGUAUCCAUUACAGAGAUAUGUUCAAUCCCUAUCACCUGGGACAUACAAAAGGGUAAAUCUUCUCGAAAGAUUGCUAUGUCAGGCCUCCACUUUCCCAGAAUCGGUGCCACACUGCCAAAAUUUACGCAACAUUAGCUUCCACCCAGAUGAUGCUAUUGGACGUAUGCAACGAGUAUAUGGAAGACCUAUAUUAUCAUCGACUCAACAGGUUCGGAAACUAGCAGCCAUUGAAUCGGUGGCUUUCAAGCUGGCAACUUGGAGCAAUGAAGCCGGAGUACCGCCUCCUCCCCGCUCCGCCAACUAUAGCAAGAUCAGCUUUACGCACUCUGCAAUGAGGACCUGGGACCUUUGCCGUAUAAUUGAAUCCGCCAAGACUUUGAAAAGUUUUACUUCCACUGUUGGGGGUCGUGCUUAUGGAGGCAUACCCUUUUCAUGCGUAACUCCGAUACUCGAGUCGCUUUGGAUGCAUCGCCAAACCCUAGAAGAACUCAAUUUGGAUAUAGAGGGCCAUUCACCUCGACGGGAACUCUAUCACGAGGAAUAUCAACCUAGUGAAGAGUUUCUUGAAGGAAUGACCGAGGACGAGCAGAAGGAAUAUAAGGAGCAAUGGGCCGACGAGCUGCAUGAGAUAGCUGCCCCAGAGACCGCACCGCAGCGCGUGUCCUUGAAAGACUUUCCACAACUCAAGCAUCUUAGUAUUGGAGCUCAUACACUAUGCUGUCUAGCUUGUGGCACGGGAGAUGGCAAGGGCCGUAUUGACUCAAAAUAUUUCAGUCUGGUUGAUCAUCUCCCAUUUACCCUGGAGUCUCUCCGGAUUUACGGGCGCGGACAAGCCGUGGAUGAUCCCUAUCUAGAGUACGAAUCUGAUCUGGAUGUUGAUACCCAAAUUGAGCAACUCGCGCGCGAGAAGGACGCAAAACUGCCAGGACCGAAGAUGCUUGAAGGCGUUGAUCCUCGUAUUCCAAAUGAAUUCACUGUGAAGUAUUGGAAGGAUGAAGAUGACCCAGAACUUUUCUGGAGAGACCCAGACGACAACAGAUUUGAUGAUAUUGAUGAUGACCUUUGA